Molecule: messenger RNA, 6255 nt
Organism: Archocentrus centrarchus (flier cichlid)
Lineage: Eukaryota; Metazoa; Chordata; Actinopteri; Cichliformes; Cichlidae
Gene: ephb4b
Product: eph receptor B4b
Exons: 21
Coding region: 535-3519 (994 amino acids)
Biological process (GO): ephrin receptor signaling pathway; protein phosphorylation; axon guidance
Cellular component (GO): dendrite; plasma membrane
Molecular function (GO): ATP binding; transmembrane-ephrin receptor activity; protein binding
Source: RefSeq, a predicted model, not a curated record
AGUUGCAGCAGCUUUUGUUCCCAACUUUUUCUGCACGUUUGCGUGGAAGCAGCUGCUCGCUGGGAUCGCUGGGAGAACUGGGAGCACUGGGAGCGGUGGUGGCCGUCAGCUCUGUGUGUGUUUGUCUGUGUGUGAUUGUGUAUGCAUUCGGGACCUCCACCUUCCAGCUGUGACCGCCGACCCUUCUGCGCUCGCCAGGCCGCCUCUCGCAGCUCCUCUGACGGCCUCGCAGCAGCCGCGCCCCGCCGCUCCGUGCUGGAGGACAGAGGGAGAGGGAGCGGAGGAGAUGGAGGGAUGAGGUGGAGUCCCGCGGCGGAGGGAGGACGGAGGAGCAGCAGAGGCCGGAGCAGGAGCAGCUGAAGGAGUCCAGCCUGCUUUAAAGCACUUUUCUGCCUCCAUCUUGGAAACUUUCUGGAGUUUUGUUUUUUUUUUUCUUUCUUUUUGGUCUCCAAUGAGGCGCGCGCGGCCGGCGGAGAUCGAGCCCAGCUGACGUCAGUGACCAGUGAUCGAUAGGUGUGAUCGGGCAGGGGAGUUAUGUGGGGUCAGCGGGGCCCCGGGGCCCCAAUCCGGGCCUCCUCCUUCUGCGGGCUGCCGCUGCUCCUCCUCCCGCUGCUGCUGUGGGGCUCCUGCAGGGCGGACGAAGAUGUGCUGAUGAACACCAAGCUGGCAACAUCAGACCUGAGAUGGACGAGUUAUCCUGCUGAUGACCCUCAGUGGGAGGAAGCUAGCUCUGUGGACGAUGACCAUAACAGCGUGCGGACCUAUGAGAUCUGCACACCCAGCAGCACAUCCUCCUAUUGGCUUAGGACGAGCUGGAUUCCCCUGAAGGCGGCGACAACGCUCUAUGUGGAGAUCUGGUUUUCCAUGAUGGAGUGUGCCAGUCUGAACAGGCGUCCCUGUAAAGAAACCUUCAACUUUUAUUACUACCCGUCAGACAGUGACGACGCCACGCUCACGUACCCAGCCUGGAUGGAGAACCCGUACAUCAAAGUGGCCACGGUCGCCGCCGACCACCUGCGGCAAUACGGCACCAGGGGGCGUGCCAAUGUCAAGGUGCUGCGAUUGGAGGCGCUGCAUAGGGCGGGGCUUUACCUGGCUUUCCACAGCCAGGGCACCUGCAUGGCGCUGCUCUCUGUACGUGUCUUCUACAGGAAGUGCCCGUCCCUGCGCCGUGCCUUCGCCUCUUUUCCCGAAACCAUCCCCCACUCACUGGUGGAGCAGGCUCAGGGGGUGUGCGUGGAGAACGCCGUGACUCCACCUGGCGAGCACUCACAGCCUCCCAGCAUGCUUUGUGGCGAGGACGGGUCGUGGGUGGGGCAGCCGACGUCCAGCUGCGCCUGUCGUCCUGGAUACGAAGCGGGAGAGACCGACGUGCGCUGCCGAGCGUGCCCGUCCGGACAUUUUAAAGCAGAGUCGGGACCAUUUGGCUGCAGCCCCUGUCCAGCCAAUAGCAACACACGGGUCCCAGGCUCCGCCUACUGCCCGUGCCUCUCUGGUUACUAUCGAGCCGACUCGGACCCACUGCACACCGCCUGCACACAGCCCCCCUCUGCUCCUCGCUCCCCGGUGAGUCAGCUCAACGACACCAUGGUGACUCUGGAGUGGAGCGAGCCGCAGGUCCGCGGAGGACGAGCAGACCUGACCUAUAAGGUCCUGUGCUCCACCUGCGGGCCCGCCACCGCCACCAAGGUCACUUCCUGCUCCCCGUGUGGCGACAGCGUUCUGUACCGGCCGGCGCAGGACGACCUGACUCAGCGCCGUGUCGUCAUCUGGGGGCUCCGCCCACAAACAAAGUACAGCUUCACCAUCCAGUCGCUAAAUGGUGUCUCUGAACUCAGCUACUUAGAGCCAGCCUCCAUCAAAAUCGAGAUCACCACCAGCAGAGAUGUUCCCCCUCCAGUAUCAGGUCUGAGGAGGGUGGAGGCCUCAGAGACCAGUCUGUCCUUAGAGUGGAGCAUCCCAGUUGUGCACAACCAGUACCAGAUCCUGGACUACGAGCUCCGCUAUGGCCCCAAGGAUGCUGAGGAGGCGGGAGAGUGGCAGUACGUGUUCAGCAAGUCUUCUUCUCUGGUGCUGAACGGGCUGCAGCGGGCGACGCGGUAUCGGGUGCAGGUCCGCGCUCGCUCUCAGGCCGGUUACGGAUCAUUCAGCGCUGAGAGCAGCUUCAAUACGCUGCCCGAUGGCGUGUCCGAGCUGGUGGUGACCGGAGUUGUGGUCUCUUUGGGGAUACUGGUGCUCGCUGUGGCGGCCGCACUCGGCAUUUACUGCUACCGCAGGAGGAAGAGGUGCUCAAACGACCACGACAGGAGCGGCCACUACCAGAUGGGCCAGACCAUAAAGGUCUACAUCGACCCGUUCACCUACGAGGACCCGAACGAGGCAGUGAGGGAGUUCGCCAAAGAGAUCGACGCCUCCUUUGUCAAGAUAGAAGAAGUCAUCGGAGCAGGUGAGUUCGGUGAGGUGUGUCGUGGUCGGCUGAGGAUCCCGGGCAGGAAGGAGAACUAUGUGGCCAUUAAGACGCUGAAGGGCGGCUACACAGAGAAGCAGAGGCGGGACUUCCUUUCUGAGGCAUCCAUCAUGGGCCAGUUCCAGCACCCCAACAUCAUCCACCUGGAAGGUGUCAUCACCACUUCCUGUCCCGUCAUGAUCCUCACCGAGUUCAUGGAGAACGGAGCGCUUGACAGCUUCCUGAGGAUGAAUGAUGGGCAGUUCACCACCAUCCAGCUGGUGGGGAUGCUGCGUGGCAUCGCGGCGGGGAUGAAGUAUCUGUCUGACAUGAGCUACGUCCACAGAGACCUGGCGGCUCGUAACAUCCUGGUAAACUCCAACCUGGUCUGUAAGGUGUCAGAUUUCGGUCUAAGCAGGUUUCUGACUGAGAACUCGUCAGACCCGACGUACACCAGCUCUCUGGGUGGGAAGAUUCCUAUUCGGUGGACGGCUCCUGAAGCCAUCGCGUACAGGAAGUUCACAUCAGCCAGUGAUGCUUGGAGUUACGGCAUCGUCAUGUGGGAAGUGAUGUCAUACGGGGAGCGGCCAUACUGGGACAUGAGCAAUCAGGAUGUGAUAAACGCCAUCGAGCAGGACUACCGGCUGCCCCCGCCGCCGGAGUGCCCCGCCUCCCUGCACGCGCUCAUGCUGGACUGCUGGCAGAAGGAGCGAGCCAACCGGCCGAGGUUCUGUGACGUGGUGGCGGCGCUCGAUAGGCUGAUCCGAAACCCCACCUCGCUGAAGGUGACGCACCCGGAGGCGCCGAGUUCCUCUCAGCCUCUGUUGGACCAGCGAGUCCCCCCUCCUCUCUCGGCCUGUGGCUCGGUCUCCGAGUGGCUUCGAGCCAUAAAGAUGGAGCGAUACGAGCAGAGCUUCCUGCAGGCCGGAUUCACUAACCUGGACAUCGUCUCGCAGCUCAACACAGACGACCUCCUCAGAGUGGGCGUGACCCUCGCUGGACACCAGAAGAAAAUACUCUCUUCCAUCCAGACACUCAGGAUACACAAAGCUCCGCCCACCUUGCUCUACUGACCAAUCGCCACGCAGUUACAGCAUCCCAAAUGACAGCUGAAUCCGGCCUCUAACUCUGACCAAUGGGAGCUUUGGAACCAGAAACACUAAAUUCCAACACAUACUGACGAGCUUCUGCUCUUUAAGCUUCGUGCUACUGGACUCUGAGCCGAGCGCCCGCCUUUUAAGGUCAUGGGUCGUGCUGGCUCGGUGAACCUCAGGAUACCUGUUGCCUUGUCUCUGAACCACAGCAGCUGAUCCACUGCUCAGGAACUCUGCCUGCUCUCUCAUUGGCUGCUUUAAUCCUGCUCUGAGGAGCUCACAGAGCCAAUCGGUACCCAGCACAGAAAGGAUGUUGGAAUAUAUGGACUCUUCUGAUUGGAUGUUGAGGUACCUGUUGCUUCUGGCUCUGCUGUAAACACCAAGUUCCACCCCCUUCUGGGAGAUGCAGCAUGGAUUGCUUCCCAGCCCUGCUGAAUGGUUGGAUUUCCAGAACAGUCUUCUAAAAAGAGAAAAUGUGAGCUGAGUGAGGUCUGAGGAUGGCAAGAUGGAUACUGAGUGUUCCCACCUGCUUCCUACAACAGCAACCAAAGCCUUUUCCAGGAAACUGCCACUCUGACUGCACGGACCUGAGAGACUCUUCAGGAAGAGCCGAAGGGAUUUUUAUGGUGACGUUGUUGGAGUGAAAAUUUCAGCUCUGUGGGAUACUCCAGUAGGAGUGCUGUGAGAUAUUAUCUGAACAUAUGGAUAUUUUAGGAAUGUGUGACAUCUCCAAUCUCCAUCUUAGUGGGAUUAGCUGCCUGGAGCAUCGGGAUUCCUGAUGCCACUCGUCAGGAUGUUCUAGUAAAGUUCCAGCAUAAUACUACUCAGAAUCUGUGAGGAAUAUUCUAGGAUUGCCUCAGAAAAUGUACUUUUUUUGAGGAAAUUUUUGGGAAUCUUCGGAACACUGCUCAUUCCCUCUCAUCAUUCAGAUUUUCUCCAAACGUGAUUCUUCGGGUGCUGAAAUUCUCUGGAUUAAGGGAAGUCUUGUGGGAAUAUUUAACUUUUUAAACUGUAGUUUGAACUGAAGUCCACCCGCAGUGGGUUUCUGUGAGUACUCGAGUAUUUUUCAUGAGUCCUCGGAGGUUCCGACUCUGAGGGAUCUACAGAGCCAUAAAACUGGAAAUCUGUGAAAAGGUGGUUUAUGAGCAUUUCAUUUUUGUCUUUUGUGAUCAAACCGCUGCAGAUCAAACAUUCCUAAGACACCACAGAGUUACGGAAGUACGAAGCACUUCGCUGAUCUCGGACGAAGCUUCCGAUCCUCGGAGCUGUUCGAGGACUACGUGUAAGGACUACAGCAGAAAUAUUGGAGCUGUUCGACUGUGUAUCAUAGCACUUUUUUUUUGUACCGGAUCGUGUUUUUACUCAAAGCAGGGGAUCAAAGUUUUUAUACUAAACCUUCAUUUCAGGAGAAGCCUCGUUAUAGAGAAACUUUUAGUUUUCACGGCGGUGGGCGAGACGAUCCGGGCUGCAGGACCAAAGAUCACAUCUGAGGUCGGUUAGUUGUUUGUUCUGCCCGGCGGAGUGAGACUGUGUGUCUGCUGCACUACAUAAAUGUUUAACAAUGGCCCCGAAACCUGAGCAAUAACACGAACCAUCCAGCCAACAUCUGGCAGCUCGCCCUCCUCCUCAGUCUCGUCUGUUCGCCGGCCAAACGCUCGUUAAUGUGAGGAGCGGUCUUUGCUGCGAUCCGCUGAUGCUGUGCAGUCACAGGAAAUACCUGAAGGCUGCUGUCACCUUCCCCACCAAACCACCGUUUUCAUGUUUGUCCGCCUCGUGAUUCCGAACACCCCUCAGGCUGGUCGAUAACAGAGUCUGCGGCAGCAUCAUCUCAGUUAUUCUCCAGCCUUUAUAAUUCCACAGACCAGAGGAUGAUGAUGGGCCAGUUCAUGUGAUGUGGGGAAGAGUCCCUUCAGCAGGGAGGAGAUGGUUUAUAAAGGUGUCCUGUGGUGGGACUCCAGCGGCUCAGAGAUGUGACUCAGCGGAGAGGCAGCUGGAUGCUCUGAGAUCAGGGACCGCAGCACAGGCUAGAAGGUUGGAGGCGACUCGACCGAAGGGGCCGUCCACGAGUAAAUCGCCCGUUUACAGGCUCGUUUCUUUGGAUGGGCGAAAGCAUCAAACUGCCAGACGUGCCUGAGAGGCCCUCCAGCUGGAAUCAGCUGCCAGAUACCGUCAUCAUCAUCAUCAUCAUCAUCACUCUGAUAAUCACAAAGUCAUGAAAACUGUGUUUUUUAAACCUUUAUUUUACCAGAUAAAAUGUUUGAGAACUCGUUCUCUUACAAACAUGACCGGUGAACCAUUGGUCCGUGAACCUGUCAGUCAAAGCAUCUACAAGCCAAUGGCAGCACAGCUCCUCAGCGUCACCGCCUCAUGAGAGUGGUGCAUGAUGGGAGUUUGAGUGAGUCGCAGUGGGCAGUGAUGCUGGUGCACUGAGGAGCUGUGAUGGUCCCGCUUUGAUUGGAAACUUUAUUUAAACAAGUGUUGUUCUUAAUACUCUCUCCUGUUCCUCGGUGAGCCCCUCCCUCUGUAAACGCUGUAAACACAGCUCUGCCUUAGUCCACAUUAAUGUAUGAGGACAUUUUUAUUGUUAUUAAUGUUGUUAUAAAGAAGAAUGUCCACUGGGGAGGGAGGUCUCUGUCAGCCAAUCACAAUAAAGAUGAGCCGUCCUGUCCAAUGAGCUGUCUGCUGUGUGUUUGUUGUGCCAAAUGUUGUAGCCCU